Messenger RNA from Lagopus leucura (white-tailed ptarmigan), 2411 nucleotides. It is a transcript of the gene TMEM132C, whose product is annotated as transmembrane protein 132C. NCBI's taxonomy places the organism in Eukaryota, Metazoa, Chordata, Aves, Galliformes, Phasianidae. The transcript is spliced from 8 exons. The record is from RefSeq and is a predicted model, not a curated record. Bases 183 to 2405 code for a protein of 740 amino acids.
UUGUCUCAGGAAGAGCUCCAACUGCGUUCCUCGUCAGCCUGGUUUUGCUGCUAAUUCUGGCAAAGGUGAAGAAAGGUGUAAAUAUUCUCAACGCAAAGACAAGUGACCCACAGCAAUGGGAUGUGAAACAAGAGGUGGGGAAUGGUGGAAAGCAUUCAACCACAACAGUCAUUUGUCAGAGGAUGGCACCAAGUUCAAGGAACAGAAGUAACAGUCUAUUCAAUGAGGUUGUGCAGAUGGACUUUGAAAUAGCCAGUUUUAGCAGCCUGUCUGGAACGCAGCCCAUCACCUGGCAGGUGGAAUACCCUCGGAAGGGGACAACAGACAUAACCUUGUCUGAAAUCUUCAUCUGCCAAAAGGAUCUUGUUGGAAUUGUUCCACUGGCGAUGGAUACAGAAAUUGUGAACACCGCAAUUCUCACAGGAAAAACUGUGGCAGUGCCCAUCAAAGUGGUCUCCAUUGAGGAGAACAGUGCUGUGACAGACAUCUCUGAAUCAGUUGAGUGCAAAUCCUCUGAUGAAGACGUCAUCAAAGUUUCUGAUAGAUGUGACUAUGUUUAUGUCAAUGGCAAAGAAAUGAAAGGCAAGGUGAAUGUGCUCGUGAACUUCACGUAUCAGUAUCUGAGCGCUCCUCUGCAAAUCACAGUCUGGGUCCCACGCCUGCCUCUUCAGAUAGACAUUUCGGACACAGAACUGAGCCAAAUAAAAGGCUGGCGGGUCCCCGUGGUUUCCAACAAAAGACCCACCAGAGACAGUGAUGAUGAAGAUGAAGAUGAACGGAAAGGAAGAGGAUGCACUCUCCAGUACCAGCAUGCCAUGGUGCGAGUCCUGACACAGUUUGUAGCUGAGGAUUCUAGCCCUUGGGGUCAGCUGAGCUACCUGCUGGGCUCGGAUUGGCAGUUUGACAUUACAGACCUCGUAAUGGAUUUUAUGAAGCUGGAAGAACCUCACAUUGCAAAGCUGCAGGAAGGAAGGAUUUUAAUCGGACGGGAAGUAGGAAUGACAACAAUGCAGGUUUUGUCUCCUCUGUCUGACUCCAUCCUGGCAGAGAAGACAGUGACUGUUCUAGAUGACAAAGUGACCAUAACAGACCUUGGAGUCCAGAUGGUGGCUGGGCUUUCACUCUUUCUUCAGCCAAGCGCAGCAAGUAGUCGAGCCAUUGUGGCUACAACUGUUGCUCAAGAGCUACUUCAUACUCCUAAGCAGGAAGCUGUGGUAAGCACCUGGAUUCAGUUCAGUGACAGCUCUGUUACUCCGUUGGACAUUUAUGACUCUAAGGACUUCUCUCUUUCUGCUGUAUCAUUAGAUGAAGCUGUUGUCUCGGUCCAUCAGAAUGCUGCCCUGAAAUGGCCGGUUGUGGCAGCAGAAGGUGAAGGUCAGGGCACCUUAGUCAAGGUGGACAUGAUGAUUUCUGAAGCCUGCCAGAAGUCUAAGAGGAAAAGUAUCCUGGCUGUGGGGAAUGGCAACAUCAAAGUCAAGUUUGGCCAGAAUGAUGCAGACUCUGAUACAGGUGGAGAUUACGAUGGUGAGGAGAUUGAAAACCAUGCCAGCGACCGCCGGCACAAAGCGCCUGACCAGGAGCGUUAUGGCCAGGAGGGACGGUAUUAUGGUGGCUCUUCAUCAGAACGAGAGGAAAGCACCAUCAGGAAAGUCAGCACCACAGCAAAAUCUGUGAUAAAAAAUAAAGUGAUUAAAAACAACAAGCUGGACGGUGGCAAACUCUCAGACGAUAGCCAGCUGCAGAACAUUCCUAUAGACUUCACCAACUUCCCUGCCCAAGUAGAUCUCCCAAAAGGCAACGCAGGCAUGGAGGAAAAUGAUCUGGUGCAAACACCUCGGGGCCUUAGUGAUCUGGAGAUUGGGAUGUAUGCUCUGCUAGGGGUCUUCUGCCUGGCAAUUCUGGUCUUCCUAAUAAACUGUGCAACAUUUGCACUUAAGUACCGUCACAAGCAGGUUCUGGUAGAAGGACAGACCACUAUGACCCAUUCCCACGACUGGGUCUGGCUGGGAAAUGAAGCAGAACUGCUGGAGAACACAGCAGAUGCAUUGCCUCAGCAGGAUGAACACACAACUAUUAUUGACCGAGGGACGGGUUGUGAGGAGAGCAACCAGCUCCUCAACGGCAGUGCUCAGAAGAACAUUCAGAGCCAGAUUCACAGGAGCGCUGACUCAGGGGGCAAGCUCGUAAAGGAACAGAAAUCCGAACCUUUACAUUCGCCAACUUCGAAAAGGAAGCGGGUAAAAUUCACAACAUUCACCACCAUCCCACCCGACGAUGGUUGUCCGACUGUCAAUUCAAUCCUAAGUAGCAAUGACGAUGACAUUAAGUGGGUGUGCCAGGAUAUGGACCUGGGGGACUCCAAAGAGAUAAGAAACUACAUGGAGAAACUCAAAGAUAAAGUGUAGCUCCUU